AUGGCUUCAGCGUCGUCAGCGUCAGCGUCCCAUGACACAUCCCAAGCCUCCCAAGCACCUGGUGCCAGUGGAGCCAGUGGAGCCAGUGAAGCCAGUGGACCAUGGGCCUUGGCGUUGACCAGUGCCCUUGACUGGGCCAAGGAGCCAAGAGAAGCUGAAUCAGCGCAGCGGACACCGCCGAGGUCGAGUCGAAAGAGACGUGAUGAGCCUGUAGGCCAUUACGAUGUUUUGGGCAUUGCUCGCGCAGCAAGCAACGUGGAAAUUCGUGUGGCAUAUCGCAAGGGAGCAUUGCAAACGCAUCCAGAUAAAGGUGGAGACCCAGAGGAGUUCAAAAAGCUCGUGGCCGCCUUCGAAGUCCUCUCUGAUCUCAAGAAACGAGGAGACUACGACCAAGUGCUGCAGCAGACAGCUAGCCGGGAUGGCUUGGGUGCCAGCCAGUCACAAGCUGAGGUCCACCAGGUGGGUCCCAGUAGAUCCAAAGUCCUUCAGGGUGAAGCACGUAUCAUGGAACUGGACUUGAUCUCCACAGCACUGAAGCAGGGCUCGAACGCUUGGGCUUCAUCGCUGGAGGUUGCGAGCUCAGAAGUUCUCCAAAUGUUGGCUGCCCAACUGGCACCCAACAGCAGGAAGAAGGUGCCAGCUGAGGCAGCUGAGGAUGAUGUGGAAGGACCUCCGCGGAAAGUAGAAGCUCCAGAGGGUCUACCACCAGGCUGGGAAUGCUUUGAGCAGACCUACAAGUCAGGAGUGCUGAAGGGCAGAAAGUACUAUCGCUUUGCGAGUCCUUGGGGUGCAAAGGGCUUUAUGUCCGUGAAGGCGGCUGUCCGCGCGGAUGCGGAGCACCACGGCCACGAUGGCCUGGAGGCGGCGCGGCGCUGGGAGGCGCGGAAGGCCGAGAAGGCGCCGAGCGCAGCCCGCCCUGAAAGCAUCCGCACCGAGCAGAGGAGUGUCUAUGCAGCUCGUGCCAGCAAUGGUGUUGUGAGGUACUUCGUCCAACUGAGCUACAGCUCUUUCACCAUCAGGACAGGCCGCACUCUGGUCUUGGCCAAAGCCAUCGAUUGGCACAUUGCGUUGACUCAGACAGUGGCAGCCGCCUCUGCGCGUCUACGGAACGAAACAAGAUCCAACCCGAUGCCCCUGACAACCACGGAGCUGAAAAAACUGCUGCAGUUGGAACCUGAGAUUUCUCUAGCUUUUAGGUCCUCCUUUCAUUCGAAGCUUGGCGCAGUCUAUUCCCCGACGUCACGCGUUUUGGAGAUGGCAGUCAAAAUGCAACAGCGAUUUCGGACAUUUGUGAAGAGGAGCAACUUGAGCAAGGAGACCUUGAAAGCAUUCCAAGUGUCUGCCCUCCAAGAGGUCUCCGCGCAGGAGCGCGAGAGGGUGGGACUUCAGCGACAACUUUUGCGAGCAGUGCACAGCGAACUUCGGUCGCGUGGCUUCGAUCUCCACGAGAUCAAAGCAAUGAAUCUGCCAUUGAACUCCGCGGCUCGAGACCCCAUGCAACUAGAGGUGAAGACUGCUGAUGUGGCCGCGGCAAAGGAUCUGAAGGCGGCUCUUGGCCUUUCUGCUUCUGGAGCAAGGCGUUUGGCUGCGCUGUUGCGGAGUCUGUCCACUGCGGAGCUUCGCAGGCGCUUGAAGAUUCUUCAGAGUCCCACUCCUAUGGAGCUGGGGAGACAAACAGCUGAGAGAGCGCAGCGGAGAUUCCGUCGCCCCGCCUCUGAUCGAUUGGCCUUGGCGGCACCGGACGCGCCGGCGCCGCUGAUGCCGGUUCCGAGCGAGUCGGGUGACCUCUUUGGACUUCCGGCCGAUUCGGGUCGGGGGCCCGUGAAAUGCUUGAACUUGGCAGAUCGGAACAGCUUGAGGGCGAUCUGCCGAGGAGCAAAAAACCUGGUGGAUUUUGAGACCUUUCAUUUGGCCGCUGACUUCACCUACAAAGCCGAACUCUUCGAUGCCAGAGUGAUGUGCACCCGCUCUGGGCGGGUCAUGGGCAACGCUGCGGCGCGGAGCCUGCGGAGCCGGCGCCUGUUGGGCUUCUUGACCCGACAUGCAAAGCUGCUGCAACGGGUGGAUGUGCGACAGGCGCCGAUCGAUGCUUUGGAGUCAAAGGACUUGCGGUUGGCCAUCCCAUGCAUGAAGCACUUGACUGAGAUCAUGCUCCCCACUGCAGGUUGGAGCUCUCAUGCAGACCGUCAGCGCUUGCUCUGGGCCUUUCCUCGCACGGUGACAGUGAAGUGGUCGAACCUUAGCCAGGAGUAUUGGUCACCGAAGAAGGAACGUUUGAAUCGAUUGGAUCGCGAUCGCUUGGAUCUUUCGCUGUCUCAGCUCAGCCAGUCGGAUCUAUCAGAUCCACAUGAGCAUCAUGAGCAACCAGAUGGUAGCCUCGAUACCUUGGUAGCAACAAGGUCCCGAGAAGUCGUGCAGUUCAGUCAGAUGAUUGUGGGAUGGCACCGCCUGAAAAAGAAGGAGAAGGCACUGCUGCAGGGUCUAUUGCGUGAAGCAGCCAUUGCGGGUCGAAUUGAACCAAGGAAGGGUCUGAAAUGGAAGUGGGAAAUUGGUGACCCGCAGCUGAAAGUGGUGAAGGAGCUAUUGACCUCCGCUGGCGUGUCCUUAAUUCGAUCCGUAGCCCUAUGA
Messenger RNA from Cladocopium goreaui, 2628 nucleotides. Lineage: Eukaryota; Dinophyceae; Suessiales; Symbiodiniaceae. The record is from the annotation of a GenBank genome assembly.